CAUCCCGAGGGGUGGGUCCUCCGGCAACAGAAAAGGAAAACCCACCUUUUUUCAUUGUUAAGGACGCGGUGGAAUGUGAUGGUUUAAUCUCAGAAGGACCAGGGAGGGGAAUAUCCGAGAGGAAAGGACCAGCGAAAGCGACUGAGGGAAAGGGGGAAAGCAAAAACCGGUUUCCCCCCUAUCGCCUCCAACUCUCUGGUCUUGGCUGCGAAUAUGUGGAUGAACUUGUCCCGGUCGUGUCGGCAGCUGCAGCGAGCCCUACCGUCCGCAUGAGCUCAACCCGCGUGAAGUUGUGGAUUUAUCGUUGCAUUUUUCGGACCCGGCGGUGGUGCUGCUAAGGAUGGAGUGUGUGUGGAGCUUGAUGUGCUUUAGAGGAAAGGAUGCAUCUUAAAUUAAAUUACAGAUUUGUCUGCUAAAAGCCACUCUGAGGGAAUUUUGAAGUCUUGAAGAGACGGUGACCAAACAAAACGGGCUGACAAGGGAAAGGAGCAUUUCCUUAAGAGCCUCACGGACUUGGUACCACAACGGCACAAAUGUGGACUCCCCAACACAUUUUCAUCAGAUAAUCAGGACAACAAAAGAUACUCAGCUGAUACAAGACAAAGAAAUCUGGAACCAUGUCUGAUCAUAAAGACAUGACGCAUCGCCACCUGAAACACAAGCUGCAGAGUCUUGGCCGAAGACUUGAUGAACUGGAAGAAGCAACCAACAAGCUACAAAAGUCUGAGGAUGAGCUUCUUGACCUGCAGGACAAGAUCAUCCAGGCAGAAGGAAGCAACUCAUCCCUGCUUGGUGAUGUGGAGGCCCUGAGAAAACGUCUCUUGAAGAUCCAAGGGAAAGAUGAGGAGGUACGCAAAGCUGAGGACCUUUGCCGCACAGUCAGAGAGAAACUGGAAGAGGAGGAAAACCUUACAAAGGAGCUAAAGGCAGAGAUUGAACGUCUUCAGCGAAGGAUGGCUGAACUGGAGAAACUGGAAGAAGCUUUUGGGAAAAGCAAGUCUGACUGCAGCCAGCUCUGCCUUAGCCUCAAUGAGGAGAAGAACUUAACCAAGAAGCUCUCAUCUGAGUUGGAGACACUAAAAGCUCGUUUGAAGGAGGUAGAGGGAUCUGAGACAAAGCUGGAGAGAGCAGAACAGGCUUUGGCUAUAGAGCUUGACAAACUCAAGGGAUUCACCCAGACCUUUGUGACUGAGCGUAAGAGGCUGCUAGAGAAACAAAGAGAGGAUGAGAAGAUCAUUCUGAAAUUGGAAGAAAAACUGGCACACCAAAAGAAUCGCCUUGGCAUGUCGACAGACUCAGGCAGAGCAGAUUUCAUGAGCUCAAGAAUUGAAGAUGAGCUGUCAUCCACAGCACUCUUGACAAGUAAACUGGCUGGACGAAAGAAGAGCCUUGACUACUCAAAACUAUCUGAGAAUGAGAAAAACAGCAGUCUUGAAGGCUCACAAGAGGACAACAAAGUAAAGGAGCUGACACAGGAGAUAGAGCGACUGAAGAACCGCCUUAAACAGUUGCAGAUUGUGGAAGAGGAUUUGAAGAACUCUGAGUCCAAAAAUGGUGAACUUCACGAAAAGUUCCAGAUAGAACGGAACCGAGUUCGCCAGCUGAGUGAGCAAGUGGAACAGCUCAGGAUGCAGCUGUGUGGAAAAAGUGGAAUUGGAGGAAAUGGAAUAAGUAACUUGGAUAAACAUGGCAAUGGAAGCACCCCUACUAAGAUAAUUGAGAAUGGCAAAGCUGAGAAUGACGAGAUUAUCCUGAAGGGAGGUUUUAGACAGGAGAAACCUAAAUAUAGAAGUGCAGCAACUGUCCCAGAACCCAGCUCCCCAAAACAUAGGAACAGGGACCUAUCUCCUCAGCAUAAACUAUGGAACAAAGAUUUUGGCCAGUCUGAGAAGAGUUCUCCUAAUUCAGCAAGGAGAGCUCUCAGUCCUGCCCACAAGAGGAGGACACCCAAAACCACAACUACCACAAAUUCAUCUGAUAAUGGAAUAAGAGACACAGUGCGAGGAGCUGAAGAAAAGCCGCGAGGAGCUGAGGAAAAACCAAGAGGAGCCACAUAUAGCUCUGUGAAUACAACUUCUGGUGAUACCAAGAAGGUGUCCGUCCUCAGUCGCUACCCUCCAGCAGCUAAUGACCAGAAGCCACUGAGGGCAGCUCACAAGCAAACUGAUGAUAUCAAGAAGACCAGAGAGAAGUUCUCAAAACUGUACGUAGGUAGUGAUAGUGAAUCAAACAACUCUGAUGUAGUGCCUGACAGUACCUCCAGUACAAUGAACAGCAUCCCUGCUCUAGAGAAGGAAACAGUGCUUGCCUCAGAUCAGGAAUUAGUAGACCAGGUUCAGGAAUCUGUAUCUGUUGCCUCUACCAUAUCCAAAACCAAUGGCUCAUACACAGCCUACAGAUCUCUUAUCACUUCAUUGCUGCCCAAUGACCAGGGGUCAGAGGGUCAUUCUUCUGCCUCUGAAACAGAAUCUACUGGAUCAAGACCCUCUGAACUGGACCCUGCAACUGAGGUAGCUGAGGCAGCUAGUACAACUGUAAGCAAUAGGACUGCAACCUCCAGGUAUUCUAGAUACCCUCAAAUCCAGGACUCACAUUCAGAGGGUUCUUCUUCCAGGAGCUCGUUUGAUGAGGAACUACACAGCCGGUCACAGGUAGUAGAGGGAGGUCACCAGGGACCCAUGCAUUCUCCGGCAGGGAUUGAAAUCCAGCGAGUAUGCAGUCCCAGAGAGGCACUGAGGUCAAAAGCUGUGAUCAAGCCUGCUAUUGUUGAAAUUGACAGAAAGGAAGUAAUGAUUUCAGAACCCUUGUCUUCAAAUGGGAAACCCAAGAUCUCCACCAAACCAAUAGUGACCACUACUAGUAAAAUCACCAGUAGUAUAACCAUCUACCCAAAUGAUCCAAGCUCUUCCAGAACCAGCAGUCGCAGCAGCAGUGUGUCCAGUGAACCUGUGCCUAUCAAAGAACGCCACACAUCUACCAGUAACAUCGUUAUAGGCCCCAACAGUGACCAUCAUGGCAGUAUUUCCGUCCCAUAUGAGAUCUCCAUACCCAAGAGUGAGAUCACCUUGCGCCCAUGCCAGGACCAGGACUGUGGGCCACCCACCCACAGUGAUUCCUCAAAGUCUAAACUCCAAAACGCUUCCAGGGUGGAGACCACCACCAGCCACCUGUGCUGCCAGCGCAGCAGCUUUAGCCUCCAGUCCCCAGAUGUCACUUCCACAGAUUUCAAUGACACAGAAUCAGGAUUUGAGAGCAGCAGCAGCAGCACAACCACCAUCACCAGCUGGAGAAGCCAAAGACAAAGCCAACUCUCCCAGGAAGACAGUUUGCCAGAUAUGAAGAAUGUGACUGUGAGAAGCCCCUGGAGGAACAGAGGUGCCAUGGAUGAGGCAUGUCAAGGAAGGGGUACAAGAGCAAUGACAGAUGGUGGGUCUGAAGAUGAAGCAGAAACUGCAGUAACAUGGAGGGCUUACAGGGCAACCACCUUUGACACAGAAGACACUGUAAACAGUGGAACAGGCAGCGGGAAUGCUGCAGCACAGAAGGGAGCCAAGCCGUCCCCUGCUGAGGUAUACAUGCGCAAGAUCUCUCAGUCUCCCCCUAUGGAAACAGGAGGCUUGGGACGGGCUAUACCCCAUGCACCCGUUACCUCUCAGUCCUGGAGCCGAUCGUAUUCACAACAAACACCGGCUUCCGAUAACCUAGAGCCCAGUCCAAACCCGAGCCACAGCCCAGCCUCUUGGAGACGACAGCUACCCAGUGGUGACCAGCAUCACCUGGGGACCUCUUAUGAUCGGACAACCAGGACAGCCGGAGCCUUAUCUAGAGGAGGGGAACCGUGGUCCAGUCGGGGGCAAGGCUUAGGGGCCAGAGCUGAGGGGAGAAGCGGAACCGGAGGCAGACUGUGGAGCCAGCGUCAGUCAGAGCAACAUUAGGCCAAGUGGGUCUGAGGAGGGAGUUUACAGCAAGUGGACAGCACUCCAUUAAGCUCUCGAUGGCAAAAGAAGGGUCAAAUGCUAGUUUCUCAUCAAAUAGCAGCCACAUAGAUCACCACCACCAUCUCCAGCAGACAACAUCUGCAGCUUUAUCAACAAGAAAAGAAAACAACAGUUGCAGCCACUGAACAACAAACCACCGACCUGACGAUGAGCGUACGCUGAGACACGGACGCCUCUUCCCGUGCAAAACUUUUUUCUGUCCCAGAAAAAGGUACGCAUGGAAAGUCAGCACCUGUACAGUGUUUUUGGGGGGGUUGCUUCAUCGGCCAGUGUAUUCUCUUCUGCUUCUUGUGUUGGAUGUAUUAUAGUGUAAUCCUGAGACUUGACAAGGGAGAGGCUGGCAUGCUGCACAGGGCUGGAGAUUUUCCUGUGCGCCAGAGAGUUGGAGGAAGAAGGACUCAAGAGUGAGAAUGCCUUUCUCGGAGAAUUUUACAGUAACCUCAGUAGAACUGGAAAUGUCACUUGUGCUUCAAAAUUUUCAGCUUUUCUUCAUCACUGAAAAGACAAACUCGAUCUUCAGUCGACAGCAGAGCAUCUUUAUGUCACAGGGCUGGGGUUUAUUCGUGUAGGAUUCUUCAAAAACCAAAAGAUCGCUAAUUUAAAUGUGACCAAAAACAGGAAGCGAAUUACCCUCGGUUUUUGUUUCAGACUCAUUUUCCUCUGAAAACCAUCUUCUUCUUCUUUUUUUUUUUUUUUUCCCCGCUCACAUAUGUACUGAACACAAGCCAUGCAAACAUAUCCACAAAACAAGAAGCAAACACAUACACAUUUUUAACUUUUAGGUUUAUUUUCAGCCCAUAUCCCGACUUUCCAGCGUGCAGUAACCUCAAACUGGAUUUAAUUUGAGGUCUCAGAUGCUGAACGAAGAUUUGCAUGUUUCUAAGUAAUAAAUGAAUACUUGAAAGAUUGUGACUCAGCAUGCUUAAGUGGUUGCUGGUUGGCUGGAUUUUUGGUGAGCACACACACAUACAGACCCACGC
Archocentrus centrarchus (flier cichlid) is the source of this 4978-nucleotide messenger RNA. RefSeq names its product leucine zipper protein 1 (gene luzp1). The record is from RefSeq and is a predicted model, not a curated record. NCBI's taxonomy places the organism in Eukaryota, Metazoa, Chordata, Actinopteri, Cichliformes, Cichlidae. Bases 618 to 3935 code for a protein of 1105 amino acids. The transcript has 8 exons.